CCUCAACUCCGUCAUCGGUGACGGACUAUUCAGUAUUGGGAGGCUAUUGCCUUAACAGUAAACUGUUAUUGUUGUUUGAACGUCGCAUUUGAGGAGAAGAAGAGUUGCUACAAGUGAAACAGAUGUCUGGUCCUCUUGGUCCAGACAUGCCUAUACCAGUACCUAAACCUCGAGCACGCUAUAAGCGGGCUGCUGGGAGUUUACAGAGCCAGAACUCUGUGGACAGGGAUUUGAUAUAUACAGCCAGUCCAGCAUCAAGUACAGGAAUUCAUAACAAAGGUACAAAUGAUAUGAUGUUAGAAACUGUAGUCAACUCUGCCGUUAGGUUAAAUAAUCCUUCAUUCAGCACUGCCAUCCCCAGCCAAGCUGACCAGAAUCAUAUCCAGCCCAACGUCUCACUCUCCACGUCUGAUUCUGGACUGAUCCCGUCUUGCCCAGAAAUGGACUGUAGUGAUUCAGAUAGAUUCCUUGACAGAUCUGCCUCGUCAUCCUCCCCUCCAAGCAGUCCAGCUUCAGAUCAUGACUCCUCCCUUUUAGUAUUACCUGACUGGACGAAAGAACUUGGCUCUGAAUCGUCCAAUGAUGACGAUGAACUAAUUGCAGAAGUUAAGAAAGCUUGUCUCAUGAAUGAUGUGGUUGGUGUUGUGGCCAAUGGACAACCCCCUGUGCCUCGCGUGGAACACAUGGUUUUGCAGACCCGGCCCUUCAAACUGAAGACUCCACGAGCCGCCACCAUCCGCGUGAGCAGGAAAAAGCAGGGACCAGGAAGCGGCGGCGGAGCCAAGGCGGCAGACACUUCUCGUAGGGAGAGUGUGGUGUCCCGAUCAAGCUGGCUGGAUGUAUGGAAGGGAAGAAGGCACAAUGUUCUUUGGGCUACCCUGGAUGGACAGUUGGUAUCCCUGUGGAAGAAACGCACAGACAAGUUAACAGACAUGGUAUUCCAUGUGUCAAGCAUCACCGAGGUCCGAAAGCAGGACAAAGGCCGCUUUUCUGUUUACUUCCGCAAGAAGCACUUUGAGUUCAUGGCACACAGCGAAGCGGUGCAGGAGGGCUGGGUGACUUCCCUCUUGGCCUCUCGUGGCCUGGACCCCCCAGCUCCUCCUCCGCAGCACGGGGCCCUGGUCAUGAAGGACCCCCGUAGCCGAGUGUACGCUGCCAUAUGUGGACACAACCUGUGGAUUUACUCUGGUAAAGAGAACUUUGAGUUGGGGAUCGGGACAACCUGUGUGUCCAUGAACGUGGCGUCAGUGAAGCAGACCGGCCGCCAUAACUUCAGCCUCAUCACACCGUACAAAACGUUCAAUUUCUCAGUAGAAUCAUCGCGGGAGCUAGGUUUGUGGCUAGCGAGCCUGACCCAGGUGAUCCUCAGUGCCUUGUCAUGCAGCGAGGUUGCCCAGCGACUCUGGGCCAGUCCCUGGAACAAAGUAUGUGCUGACUGUGGCUGCGCCAACCCUGAGUGGGCCUCGGUCAACCUGCUGGUGGUCAUCUGUGAAGCCUGUGCAGGUCAGCAUCGGUCUUUGGGAAUCAAUGUGUCCAAGGUGAGAAGCCUGAAGCUGGACAGUAAAGUGUGGACGGAACCUCUGAUUCAGCUCUUUGUCCGAUAUGGGAACAAAGCGGCCAAUCAAGUGUGGGGUUACAACCUGCCGGGGGCAGAGCAGAUACUUCCGGACGCCUCUGUGGAUCAGAGGGGGGACUUCAUUAGGGCAAAGUACGUCAAGGGCCGAUACAGACGGGCACAUCCACUAGCCUCCAGCCAGAGACUUCUCAACCAGAGACUGUGUGAGGUUGUGUGUAGCCCAAAUGUCCCAGAGACUAUGUCCCUGCUGUGCUCGGGGGCGCGGGUCCUGUGCAACACUUUGGACCCCAAGGGUCCCUCACCAAUUGCCCUGGCCGAGCAGGCUGGACAGGCCAUGCAGACGGAGCUCCUCAGGCACAACGAGUACACGGAAUCCCCGGCCCACGCUCAUCAGAAGCCCAGCAGAGCCUCCUCCACCUCUGACCUCCUUUCAGCUGCAGGAGAGGAAGAGUUUCAUGGCAAGUUGGAGGAGGACCGCUUCCUGUUCUCCCUGGAGAAUGACUCGGCUGCCUGUGAUGUUCUGGACCUCAGGGAGGUCAUCUCCAUCUUUGAUCGCUCCGAAGGAACAACUUACGCCUUCGAGAUGGUGACUCUGACGGAGCAGUUGGUGUGCAACGCUGAUGCCGAAACGGUUCUAUUCAUUCACCUGCUCCAUAUUCUCAAGGUGGUGUUACCUGGGCCUUUGGAUGAAGAGGACCUGGAUGGGGUGUUUGCUGUGUCCCGGGUGUCGCUGCGGGAGGGAGAAGGCCUGCAGCAUGCCGAGGUCUGGGCCGUGCUCCGUGGAGGACAAGUCCUCAUCUAUCCUACUGACCACCAACGGCAGAAAGAGAGGCUAACGUUAACUCCUGACAGCCAGUACAAGAUAGAUUCCUCAGAGAACACCAUAGAGCUGACCGCUGGAGAGAGAACCAUGUCCUUGCAGUUUGAACAAAACCACAGCUGUCAGACCUGGCACACUCUACUGAAACGGGCGACGGUCACGAAGAGGCAGCCGCGUCCGUCCUUGUACCAGCUGCCCGCCUCCUCCGCCGGUACGGUGCCCCCCCUCAUCGAGAGGUGCAUCUCCCACAUUACGCAAUACGGGUUGAAGGUGGAAGGGCUGUACCGGCGCUGUGGGUUGGCCACCAAGAUCAACCUUCUUGUCGAGGCCCUCAGCACUUCACCUAAAACUGCCCACCUGGAGACGGAUGAACAGGGUCUCCUGGACAUCGCAGGGGCCCUAAAGCAAUAUGUCCGCAAGCAGGUGUUGCUCAUCCCGGAGGAUCACAAGAAAUUAUGGGUGGAGGCGGCAGCUCACAAAGAUGAGACCAUCCGAUUGGCUACGUACCGCCAACUUCUGAAGAAGCUGCCUCCUGACAACAGAAUCACAUUGCACGCCCUCUGUGGACACUUCUACAUAGUUCAGCUGUACAGUUCUGAGAACCGCAUGACGGCCCAGAACCUGGCGCUUGUGUUUGUCCCCACACUGUUCCAGGAGCUCGCCAUGAACCCCAACAUGGUGCGCCUCACCAGAGAGCUCAUCAUCCACCAUACAAUCAUCUUCCUGGGCCAAGAAGACGAGUCUAACAAGGUCGACGAACUGAUUACAAUAUUGUAGGAAAAUAUAUUUGCCUUCUGCUAUCAAAGAAAGCUUGGAUUACAAAUAUGUAUUAGGCUAUUUUCUUUUCACAUGGUAAUUAUUGUGGGAUAAAUGUCUUCUGCCUGAGUGGCACAGAGGUCUAAAUCAAGGCCUUGCAAUAUAGUUGUUUUAGUGCAGCCAUGUGUUCGAGUCUUGGUUCUGGCAUACCAACACUGUCCGUGGGUUAAGUAGAAAUCGGCUUAGCCUGUCCCAGGCUGGACGCUGGGGUGGGUGUCGGACAGGGCUGCCUUUUCUCUUGCUCAUGUGGGGUCCUUUUGUGGCUGUGGGCUAAAUUGUGGUUGCUGUGUAAUAGCAAUACAUAACGGCUAAUUGGUCAUUUGCAGUACAAAGGAGAAAAUAGGUCCUUGGACACAUAUGGGGGGAGGGGGGGUCUUGCCAACACGAACAAAAACGUUUAUUCUAUUUUCAACACUGUAAAAUCAAACUAAUAACAAACCGUUCUUGUAUGUUUUGUGGUCUUGGGUAUGACCUAUGUCACUGCCACCUGCUCACAUGUAUUGCUACAGCAUGGGUUUAAAUCCAGCCCACUGUAAAAACCCUUUGUAAUCCCCUGCUCUCUGUAAA
Esox lucius (northern pike) is the source of this 3779-nucleotide messenger RNA. Its product is annotated as arf-GAP with Rho-GAP domain, ANK repeat and PH domain-containing protein 1. Lineage: Eukaryota; Metazoa; Chordata; Actinopteri; Esociformes; Esocidae. Bases 123 to 3173 code for a protein of 1016 amino acids. Gene Ontology annotation, biological process: signal transduction. The record is from RefSeq and is a predicted model, not a curated record. The transcript is spliced from 24 exons. Gene Ontology annotation, molecular function: GTPase activator activity.